Molecule: messenger RNA, 720 nt
Organism: Tilletiaria anomala UBC 951
Lineage: Eukaryota; Fungi; Basidiomycota; Exobasidiomycetes; Georgefischeriales; Tilletiariaceae
Exons: 9
Coding region: 1-720 (239 amino acids)
Source: RefSeq, a predicted model, not a curated record
AUGACAUCAAACUAUCAAGUGCGACACGAAACAGAUGCACACCGGUGGUGUUUUGUUAGGGCCAUGUUGGCCCUGAACCGAGUUCCCAAGGGAACCAAGGCAUUUGUGGUAAGCACUUCAUAUCUUGCAUUUUUGGAAGCUGAUGCAAGCUGGUUUCUGGGUGGCGGCAAUGCGUUGACCCAUGAGCAACCCGAAAGACUCCAAUGGAAAGCCCGAGCGCAGGGAAUGGUCGUGUACGCCGUUUUGAUUGCUCAUUCCACGGCCGGCCUCAUCUUCUGUAGGACGGGCUGCGGCAAGGUCUAUCCAGAGGAACACGAGCUUGACCAGGCGACCAAAAAAGAUAGAUAUGUCAUUAAGCACGUCAAACACAGCACUAUGGGCCACCUACACCUUGACCAUGCCGGCGGCCUGGUCAACUGGAUUGGAACGUAUGUCCUAGAGGUAGUCCAUACACUUUGUGCCGACUUGGGUAUCGGGAUGAAGCAUUACUUGAGUCUUGACCUCAACUGGAAGACUUUCGAUGACUCCACAGGCUUCCCAAGAAUCACCAUUCACAAUCUCCCUGGCCACACCGCAGGCCUCGUAGACAUGCAGCUCAAUCUUGAGCGCGAGGCACCCCGCGACCAUCAAGCUUGGUUCAACUCGAACAAUGGAGUCAAGAGGGGAAGCAACUACGAAGGUCACCGUCGCACCCCGCCAGCCACCGUCGUACCCCGCUAG